Messenger RNA from Hypanus sabinus (Atlantic stingray), 5215 nucleotides. RefSeq names its product NACHT, LRR and PYD domains-containing protein 3-like. Gene Ontology annotation, molecular function: protein binding. The record is from RefSeq and is a predicted model, not a curated record. The transcript is spliced from 16 exons. Gene Ontology annotation, cellular component: cytoplasm. Bases 1350 to 4199 code for a protein of 949 amino acids. Lineage: Eukaryota; Metazoa; Chordata; Chondrichthyes; Myliobatiformes; Dasyatidae.
CGGCGGGUCCGGGUUCGGGUUCGGGAUCGGGAUCGGGAUCAGGAGGGGGUCCUCGCCCCCUUGGACGGGGAGCCGGAGACGGAUUAUUCUCUGCGGGGCAACACCAACAAUUUCCAUUCAACCUGUGGUGAGAGGUUUAUUGGAAGAAAAACCCCAAAUGGAAGCAAACCAUGGCUAAAGAUGUGGGAACAGCAACAAGUGAACUGGCCCGAGGACUGAGAGCAUCAACUGGAGAGAACAACACUGAAUCAGCUGACUUGGAGUUCCCAGUGAGUCAGUGAGGAGGAAGUUUGUUAGACCUGCGGUGAGAGGUUUCUUGGAAGAAAAACCCCAACUAGAAGCAAACCACGGCUAAGACAAGGGAACAGCAACAAGUGAACCAGCCCGAGGACUGAGAGCACCGACUGGAGAGGACCCAUCUGACUCAGGGUUUCCAUUGAUUCAGUCAGGAGAAAGUCUGUUAGAUCUCCGGUGAGAGGGUUAUUGGAAGAAAUGCCCACAACUGGAAGUGAACCAGAACUGAAAACGAGGCAACAGCAACAAGUGAACCAGCCCGAGGACGGAGAUCAUCAAUUCGACAGAACCCUUCUGACUCAGAGUUUCCAUUGAAAGUCAGGAGAAAGUUUGGUCAUUGCCAGCAGGUGAGGCUUUCUUCCACCCGGACGUCAGACAAGCAAACGACAAUCAACCAAAGUCAGUCAGAGUUAGAAUGGACACAGGGUUGCUACAUUGACCCCACUCCCGCCUCCUCCCGCUGACAGACCCGUCCUGAGCCGGUGAGAGUUCGUGUGACCCGGACUGCGGCCGUCCCGCUCCACUCCGGCUCACCCGGCCCUGUCCAUCUGUAAUGAGUGACCACUCCCGCCUCCUCCCGCUGUCAGACGCGUCCUGAGCCGGUGAGAGUUAGUGUGACCCGGACUGCGGCAGUCCCGCUCUACCCCGGCUCACCCGGUCCUGUCCAUCUGUAAUGAGCGAUGGACACAUCACAGCCGAGUGGCCUCGGGAGCAGCAGCUCAGACUCAACUCUCCGUACAGGGUGAGCACGCCGGUGCAGGACCAGUGUCGGUCAGCGGGGAAGUCAGACUGUGAUUCCCGGGACCACACUGAACGCCGUCCGGUUACAACAUCAGAGAUCUGCCUUGUUUCCGAGGCUCCGCCCCCAGCUCUGAUGAUAUAGAUUACAGUCCAGACUUCCCUUCAGUUCUGUGUUGAAGCGGGUCGGCGGCGGCGGCGGGUCGUUUGUAGGAUCCGGAUUAGGAGACGACCAUCACCCCCAGAGUCGGGAAUCCGGGGGAGGGUUCACUGUCCGGGCGUGAAAACAAGUUCUCAUCGGGAGCAACGCAACUGACAUGGGUGGCAUACUUUCAUGCUGCGGAGCUCUGCUGGAACGCUGCUGCAAGGACAGAGUAGCUGAUCGUGCCACAGAAUCGAGUGACAGUGAACGAAGAGAUUGUAUCGAACGUACUCAAUAUAAUGGAGAUCCAGAGGCAGAACCCAUUUUACAUGAAGAGGCUGCUUUCAGCACAGAUGUUUUGGAAUCGUCUGAAAGCUUUGGAAAUAGAGCAGGUCCGAGUUCAGUGAUCACCGAGCUCUUGGCAAGCUGGAACGAUUUCCAGCUGCUGCAGCUGACGAACUUCUACGGGGACAGGCUGGAGCAGGCGAUGGAAGGAGGGGUGCACGAAGUGAGCCAGGCGUUAACGGUCGAGAAUCAGUUCAGCGGAGAGGAACAUCGGAAAAUCACUGAUCUCGCUGAUAAGGGAGAGCGGGCGGACAGUUCUAAACUCCUCCUGAGCCUGGUGAUGGAGAAAGGCUCCCGCGCCCGGAGGGUGAUGUGGGAAACCUUUGUCAAAAUGCGGAAUGCAGUCCCAAAGUUCGACAAAAUACUGAAGGAAAUACAGGGAUAUGGCUGUGAUCCCUCCCAUCGAUCAAACCCCGCUCAAGAUUUACUUAAGGUUCGCAGUGAGCUGAAAGAUGUUCAACAGAAACACAAGGAGACUCUGCGGGCACAAACUGAAACACUGAGAGUGAACACGAUCCUGAUGAGGGAGAAGGUGAAGGUUUUCCAGCUGGUUGAUCGAUACGCUGAGCUCACGGUCAUUUCUACUGUUGGAAAUCGGAGACUGGUGGAACAUGAGCUGCUGGCAAGAGGCAGAGACCAUGAGGACUGCACAGAAAAAUUCCGGUUCGAUCAGUUGUUCCAGAGCAGCUUUUCCAGGAGUAAAUCAAAAUCUGGGAUUUCGGCAGCAGUAGCCGGAGUCGCUGGGAUCGGGAAAACAACAAUGGUACAAAAGAUUGUUUAUGACUGGGCCACAGGGAAAAUAUACAAACAAUUCAAGUUCGUCUUCAGUUUUAAAUUCCGGUAUUUAAACUCUAUCAACUGUCGAAUAAACCUGAGGGAAUUGAUUCUUGAUCAGUAUCCUUACUUCCGGAAUAUCCUGAGGGAGGUCUUGAAGAACCCAGAGGGAUUGCUGUUUAUAUUCGAUGGUUUGGAUGAAUUCAAUGACAUAAUUGGUUUUGCUGACUGUCAGAGAGAUACAGAUCCUCAGCACACAUGCAUAGAUCCUGAAUCCUGGUGUAAGGUGUCUGAUAUUGUGGUCGGUUUAAUCCAGCACAGGCUGCUCCCAGGGUGUUCGGUGCUGGUGACAACACGCCCCACUACGUUACAAUUAUUGAAAAAGUCGGAGAUAAAUCUCUGUGCUGAAAUCCUGGGAUUUGUUGGUGAGGAACAGGAGAAAUAUUUCCACAGGCAUUUUGAAGAUCAGACGGUGGCAGAAGCUGUCUUCAAACACGUGAAGCAGAACGAGAUCCUGUACACCAUGAGCUACAACCCCUCCUACUGCUGGAUCCUCGCUCUGGCACUGGGCCCCUUCUUCACACAAACAGUCAGGGACCCGCAACAAGUUCCCAAGACCAUCACCCAACUGUACUCUUACUAUAUUUACAACAUCCUGAGAAAUCACGGCCGUGAGAUUGAGAACCCCCGUGAUGUGUUACUCAGGGUUGGUCAGAUGGCCUUCAGAGGAGUGUUCGAGAGGAAAAUUGUGUUUACAGAUGGGGAUUUGAUCAACUACAAACUGCAGCCUUCCCAGUUCCUGUCCGGGUUCCUCAUAGAGCUUUUGGAAAGAGAGGAUUAUGACCGGAGCGUGGUGUACACAUUCCCACACCUCACCAUCCAAGAGUUUGUAGCUGCAGUCGCACAAUUCCUGAAUCCACAUCCCGGGGAUAUCUUGAAAUUCCUCACUGAAGCCCACAACACGACAGAUGGGCGGUUUGAGUUAUUUCUCCGUUUUGUUGCUGGUCUCUCCUCCCCAAUGACCGUUGCGGGCCUGGAGGAGUUUCUGGGUCCAUUUCCUCAUCAAACAACCUGCCGGGUUAUUGACUGGGUGAAGGAGGAGGUUAAACGCCAGAGUGGAAACACGAAGAGUGAAGCUGGUAAAAGGAGCCUCCUGAACACAUUGUACAAUCUGCUUGAGUCUCAGAAUCGUGGACUGGCUCAGGCCGCACUGGGAUCUGUGGAAACACUUUCAUUCAGUGGAAUGACACUGACCCCGAUUGACUGCGCGGUCCUGUCUCAGGUCAUCGGACUCUGUGAUACAAUAAAACACCUCGACCUGGGGAACUGCCACAUUCAGUGUGAAGGAAUACAGCGGCUGGGACCCGGGCUGCACAAGUGCCAGGAUUUGAGCCUUGGUCACAAUAAGCUGGGAGAUUCAGGAGUGAAACUGGUGUCUGCGGCUCUGAAGAACCCGGGGUGUGAAAUACAGAAACUACGGUUGAUUGACGUCGGUCUCACAGAUUCUGGUGCCGAGGACCUCGCCUCCGCUCUCAGUACAAACUCAUCACUGACGGUACUGGAUCUGAGUGAUAAUAUACUGGGAGAUUCAGGGGUGAAACUGGUGUCUGCGGCUCUGAGGAAGUCAGAGUGUAAAAUACAGAAACUGUGUUUGUGCCGUGUCUGUCUCACAAGCGCUGGUGUCGACCACCUUGUCUUCGCGUUCAGUACAAACCCAUCACUGACGGGGCUGUACUUAAGUUACAAUUUUCUCACAGACCAAUCUGUGACUGCUCUUCGCCGCCUCAUACAGACCCUCCCGAAUCUGCAGCGGAUCGAGCUGAUUGUGAAUAAGUUCAGUGAGACCGGGAGGAAGGAACUGAGUUCUUUGGAUGAAACCAGACCCGGUCUGAGAGUAUCCGUGUGAACAUUCGCGCCCACGGAAUUGGGACAUUUUUUGCCGAAUUUCCCCGUACUCCCUUUUAAGAGCUGCCUUCCCUAUUUAAUAACCAAUGUUUCCAACGGACCACGCUCCAGCCGAGUGUCCUGUGACGUCACAAGAGGUCUGGCGUAAUUACGUGUCCUGCCCAGCGGCGCUGCUAUCUCCUGGUGACUGGUUUCGGGAGCUCCUCCAAGUGAAGCGCCAGGGACUUACACAGUCUGGGACCUCAGUGUUCCUGGGAUGGAUUAUCCAGGGAGAGAAUCCUUAUGCUCACUUCGGGCUGAAAACGGUACAUUCCACAGUGUAGCCGAUAUAAUGAUGUUAAAUUGACAAAUCCCUCGGCAGUGACCCUGGAUCUGCAGCGAUCUCGGACACCUCCGUGAAGUGUGAUUUUAUACUCAUCGGUCCCCCGACCAGAAUGACGGUGAGAAACGGGACUGAUUAUUCAACCGGUCACUCGUUGUCGCCGGUCAGUCAAUUAUGUGUGACUGACAGGGAGGUUGCAGCCCCUCUUUGAGUAUCUGAUGGGACUACUGCUUAGGUUCUGGCAGCAUCUUAGCUCGGCGCUCCUCAUAUACGGACACCCAGUACACAACGGGGUGGGACCCUAGGAGGAGCUCCUGGUGCGCUUGCUCCUGUGCCUGGCAGUGAUACUCAUUUACCGAUCUCGCAGUCAGAAAAUGGAGGAUUCUACCUGAUCUGCCUGCUUGCCCCUCUUCCGACGAUACGUUCGUGACCGGCUGUCUUUGGACAGGGAGUAUCCGAUCGCAAUAGGUACAUUGGGGGAUCAUCGGGAGCGGUGGCCCGCAGGCAUCUGACUGUUUAAUGGACGGUAGUAAUCAUAUUUUAAUCUGAGUGUACUCCCUGUCUUCUGUAUACGUUGCGCAAAUAAACUUUUAUAGUUUUGUUUAAAAAAAUAAUGAGCAACAUAUAUUCAUGGAGGUCAGACGUUGUUGAAUUUACAUUUGCCACGAUGCAAUCAUUAAACCGAUGUAAAUUCC